Messenger RNA from Plasmodium gonderi, 843 nucleotides. RefSeq lists its product as hypothetical. The record is from RefSeq and is a predicted model, not a curated record. NCBI's taxonomy places the organism in Eukaryota, Apicomplexa, Aconoidasida, Haemosporida, Plasmodiidae. The transcript has a single exon. Bases 1 to 843 code for a protein of 280 amino acids.
AUGAAAGGGAUAGGCGAGUUUUAUGCUUACUCCAUGGACAAAUGUACAUCAGUUUUUAACUUGAAAAAAAAGGAGGAAAUUAACAGAAAAAAGAAAACUGAAAUAAGUUGGGUGGGAAAAGUGUUUUCAGAAUUUGAGAAAACGAAAAAUGACACAUUUGAGUAUAUCAGUGUCCAAAAAAAUUAUUGGAAAAAAAAAUUUAGCGAUUCGAAAUUUUCUUCAUAUUGCAAGCAUGAGAACUCUAAAUAUGAAAAUUUACCUUGGUAUAAAAAAUUGUAUCAAAUAUUAAAAGGUUAUAUUUGUAACUUGUUGAACAUUGUAGAUCAUGAAAACAUGGAGACCAAAAGAAAAGAUCAAGGAGAAUUUAAAAAUAAAGUUCUCCAAAGAAGGCAACAUGAAAAUAAAAUAAACAGAGAAUUCGUUAGUUUUGAAAAUCUGGAUUACAAAAAUAAACAAAAAAGUAAAAACACAGAUGAUAAUUCCUUGUUUAAAAAAUAUAGAGAAAGGUUCAGAAAGACAAAGGAAAAUGAAACUCAUCACAGUGAACGUAGCCAGUCCGAAUUAGUCAAAAGGAAUAUCUCCCCAAACAGUAUCUUAUCUGUUCCUAGUAACAAAAGUAUAAUGCUGGAUAAUAAGAAACUGAUGAAGGAUGAAAAUGCCCUUGUGAACACAGAUAAGGAAGAAGAGACAAGGAACAAAGCGAAUGAUGGGGACAGCGACAAAGAAAACGAAAGCGACCAUGAGGUGAAGAAGAAUGACAGGAAAAGUUUUCUUAAUGUUGAAAAUUCGCCAAAAUUUAAUAUUAAAAACACGUGGGAGAAGUUAAGUGGCUAUAUUUCAUAG